AGAUACGAAACCCCCUUUACUUUUAGAGAUAACCUAACAAACCCUAUAUAUAAAUCUUCAUCUGGGAUGAUUUCUUUAAGUUCAAAAUCAUUACAUCGAUAAAUCAAAUCGAAGCUUUCGAGAUUUUUCUGUCAGGUGGUGUUGGUGUACGGAUAAUCUUACCGAAUUUUGUGGAUUUGAGCUUUGAGUCAAAGCUCUUUCCUUAUUUCUCCGGCAUCUACGGAUUAUUUGAAGGGUUACUCAAAAAGAUCGUUACUUGGAGAAAACGUUAUGUGCCCGCUUUCAACCAAGAAAGAACUUGCUUUGGUUUCCCAAACCAGCCCCUUGUAUACUAAUAAUCUCUUCGAAUAUUGUUAAUGAGGAGUGUUGGUUUGAAGACUCUUGUUCCGGCAACUAAAGGGUUGGCGGAACUCGAUCACCAUGAUCGUGAUGAACUAAAGGGUGCAAGAAAUGGAUCUCCGUUUGAUGGCCAAGGGCUGUCAGAAGAAGAUGAGUCAAGGAUCAAUGAGGACGUUAACAGUGGUAGACGAAUAGAGUUGGUCCAGCAGCCUCAUAAUGAUCUGCAUAGACCACAUCAACAACCUCAAGGACCACUGGUUCAAUGGGAGAGGUUUCUGCCUCUUAGGUCUCUCAAGGUGCUUCUGGUCGAAAAUGAUGAUUCAACUCGUCAUGUUGUCAGUGCUCUGCUCCGUAAUUGCAGCUACGAAGUUACUGCUGUAGCAAACGGUCUAGAAGCAUGGAAAGUGUUGAUUGAUCCAGACAAACAAAUCGAUCUUGUUUUAACUGAGGUCAUGAUGCCAUAUUUAUCGGGUAUUGGUCUCUUAUCCAAGAUCACGAACCACAUGACUCGCAAGAAUCUCCCAGUUAUAAUGAUGUCAUCCGAUGACUCUAUGGGUAUAGUCUUUAAUUGUUUAUCCAAAGGUGCAGUUGACUUUUUAGUCAAGCCUAUUCGAAAGAAUGAGCUAAAAAACCUCUGGCAGCAUGUGUGGAGGAAAUGUCACAGUCAGUCUAGCGGUAGUGGGAGUGAGAGUGGUAUACAGACUCGCAAAUCUACAAAAUCAAGAAGCAAUCAAGAGUCGGACGAGAACAGCGAUAACAGUGAUGAUGAUAUAAGCAUAGAUUUGACUGCCAAGGAUGGGAGCGACAAUGGAAGUGGAACUCAGAGUUCUUGGUCGAAGAGAGUUGUAGAAGUUGAUAGCUCCCAAGCAAAGUCUUCUUGGGACAAAUUACCAAAUCCCCGUGAUAGCAUUUGCAUUCCUGCUGCAAGGCCUGAAACAUCCAAGAACCAUUGGCAAGGAACGGCUGCCAGAAAAGAGCAUGCCACAGAGGAUGAAAAACUAGAAAUUGUUGAAAUGGGGAAAGACUUGGAGAUUGGAGUGCCUAUUGAAGAUGCAGACAAAAAAGGGAAAGAAAAGUUUUGUGAAUUUAACCCUAAGAAAGCGGACGAUGAGUUGGAUACUAGUAUGCAACUUGGUUGCACGAAUAGUGCACCAAGGACUGAAGCUCUUGGUGCCACCAAGAUAAGUAAUGCUCAUAUGGAAGCUGUAGCAAAAGCAAACCAGUUGCUCAAGAACAUAAACAUUGAAGAUAAGUCUAAUUACUAUUCCAAGGAAUCGCCCGCCCUUGAGCUCAGUUUGAAGAGGCCAAGAGACAUGGAGGAUGCUGCUGACGCUAGUGCUCAAGAGCGAAAUGUUUUACGACAUUCAGGACUUUCAGCCUUCUCAAGGUAUAACACUGUAUCAAAUGUCAAUCAAGCUCCAACUGGGAUUGUAGGCAGCUGCUCACCGCUAGAUAUCAGCUCAGAAGCAGCAAAACCGGAUAAGAAACAAUCUAACUCAAAUGGGACCCCUAAUCAACGUUCCAAUGGCAGUGACGAUAUGGGCUCCACCACCAACAAUGCUUUCACCAAACCGGAUGCUCUAGCUGAUGACAAAGCAGCUCCAAAUGGUUCCACCAUAGCGGUUCAUCACAACCAUGCUUCCACCCUUCAACCACUUAUUCCUGGUGCCGCUGAGGGUGAAACUGCUAAGAAUGCCACGGGACAACCAAAGGGCGUACAGCAGCAGGUUCAUGUCCGCCACCAUCACCACCACUACCACCACCAUCACCACCAUGUUCAUAAAAUGCAGCAACAGAAAUUGAUGAACCCUGAUGAUGGAUCUCUAAAGAACAUGGUGUCUAACAUCUUGACCGCGUCAGAUGAAGGAAAUGCCGCUAAUUAUGGCAGUGCCUCAGGAAGCAACAACAAGAGCAAUGGAGAAAAUGGCAGCAGUGGGCAAAAGGGAACCAGCUCUGCUCCAGUGGUUGAAGGUGGUGCGAUUGCGAGUGAUAAUGGUGACGCCAGAAAAGGCAAUGCCGAAGAUGGCAGCGGAAGUGGCAGUGGACGAGGGAGUGGUGUGGAUCAAGAUCGCGUAACACACCGAGAGGCUGUCCUUAACAAAUUCCGCCAGAAGAGGAAAGAAAGAUGCUUUGAGAAAAAGGUGCGAUACCAAAGCAGGAAGAAGCUAGCAGAACAGAGACCACGGGUUCGUGGGCAAUUUGUUCGACAUGGGGCUAAUGGGAUGAAUAACGAGGAUGCAGAUUCGUAACGGUUUUGUUUCUGAUAUGAAAUAAGUAGUAGAUCAAGAUUAGCCGUUGCGUGUAGAUAUGAAGGGUAAGGUACAUUACAUGAUUCGAGGGGACACGAUGAAAGGAUUGGAAGGAUGAAAUUCAACUGAAUCUUAAACAUUAAGAACAUAGUCCCCCCGUUUCUAGCAGUAAGUUUUCUUUUGAUUCCUAGAUUGCUUUCGAUCCUAAACUCUCUACCUAAUAAUGUUUUUUUGGGUUCAGUUUCGGUUGUCGUUGCUUAGAUAUUGUUUGAUCUUGGAGAGCUUUCUUCUAGAGAAAAGCCUUCCAUGCAGUUUGUUCUUUACUUUCAUGUUCUUGAACUAUUGUCAGAGAUGAUCUUUUUUCUAUUUAAUAGAAAGUCUUCUGUUA
Messenger RNA from Cynara cardunculus var. scolymus (artichoke), 2976 nucleotides. RefSeq names its product two-component response regulator-like PRR73. The record is from RefSeq and is a predicted model, not a curated record. Gene Ontology annotation, biological process: phosphorelay signal transduction system; cytokinin-activated signaling pathway. Bases 357 to 2588 code for a protein of 743 amino acids. Lineage: Eukaryota; Viridiplantae; Streptophyta; Magnoliopsida; Asterales; Asteraceae. Gene Ontology annotation, molecular function: protein binding. The transcript is spliced from 9 exons.